AUGGGUUGGAUAAAGACGACAAUCCGGUUUGCGCUGGCGAUUUCGGCGGGCUUCCUAGGUGUCCAGGGGCAACAGGACCUUCAGGAUACCCAGCACCCUGGGUUAUCAUUGUCAAAUGGGUGUCAAUACCCAGAUGACUGGGAAUCAUGCAACACUCCUACAAGAAGAGACUGCUGGAUUCGAAAACGUAACACUGGAAGCAGUGACGAAUCCAUUUCACAGUUUGACAUUUUGACCGACUAUGAAGAGGAGUACCCUCCUGGGGUGACGAGAGAAUAUUGGCUCGAGGUCGGGGCCAAUCCUCAGCUCACGCCGGAUGGCCACCCCAAAACAAACGGCCAAUAUUUCAACGGCACCUACCCUGGCCCCCUGAUCGAGGCAUGUUGGGGCGACGAACUUGUGAUACACGUCACAAACAACGACCACUUCGGAAACGGCACUACAGUUCACUGGCACGGCAUGCGGCAGCUCAACACAAACCAGAUGGACGGCGUGAACGGCAUCACACAAUGCCCGAUCGCACCCGGGGAUACAUUUACCUACAGGUUCCGGGCCACGCAGUACGGUCAUAGUUGGUAUCACAGCCACUACUCGAUGCAGUACGCCGAUGGCGUCGUUGGCCCGCUGGUAAUUCACGGUCCGUCUAGCCACGACUGGGACGUUGACCUUGGCCCAGUAUUACUCACGGAUUGGAUGCACGAUACCGCCUUUCACGGCUUCACCUCUAUGGAGAUUCCCGGCGAUGCGUUUUAUGUGGACAGCAUCCUGGUUAACGGCCAUGGGCACUUCAACUGCAGCGCGGCUGCGCCCGGGAACCAUUGUGCUGGAUCAUACUGGGAGACGACCUUUACGCCUGGAAAAAAACACCGGCUGCAGCUAGUCAAUACUGGCUUCAACUAUCCCAUUAUCUUUUCUAUCGACGCGCAUAACCUAACCAUUAUCGCUAACGACCUGGUUGCCAUCGAGCCCGUGACAGUGCCGUCACUUACCAUCAGCCCCGGCCAGCGGUAUACUAUCGUGGUCGAAGGAAAGCCGAAAGCUAACCAUGACGCUAGCUACUGGAUCCGAACCGGCACAGAGUGCGGCGGCUGGAAUGCCGCUGUCACUGAUAACAGGACGGCUAUUGUACACUACGAUGGCGCCGAGCAGAGGCUUCCGACUCUCGACCGGCCGAUGCCGUUUGAAGUCACCUGCCUGGACGUACCCGCUCGCCUGCUCCACCCCAUGGUUCCUUGGACGGUUGACGUACACCCAAAGUCCGUCCUUAACUAUACUGCUACUAAACAAGCAAACCUGACGAGCCAUCUCGGUCCCCCCUGGUACAAGCAUUGGACACUCGGCGAGCACCCGAUGUGGCUAGACUUUAGCAGGCCGACCAUCUUAAACCCUGACUAUUCACUCGACAACGUGAACUAUGCUGCUACCCAAGAGGACUACGACCUGGGCUUCAUUUAUCUGAUUAUUGACGGAAACCCGCUCCUUGCAUCGAACCAUCCAUUACACCUUCACGGCACCGAUUUUGCGGUGCUGGCGCAGGAGACGGUGCCGUGGGACCCGGUGACCGGGCCCAAAUCCUUCAAUUACGACAACCCGCCCCGGCGCGACACGGUGAUGUUAUCCCACACUGGUUUCGUGGCGCUGGCCUUCCGACCCAACAACCCAGGCGCCUGGCUGUUGCACUGUCAUAUUGCGUCACACGCCAGCUCGGGGCUGACGGCGCAGAUCUUGAUUUGGCACAGGGACGAGGCCUGGAACCAAGCAUACGUCGGUGGCUUGGAUGAAGUUAGAGCGGGUUGUAGGGCAUGGUCCGAAUCGUCUCUCUCCAAGACGUUUGUGCAGGAUGACUCCGGUGUCUAA
Chaetomium globosum CBS 148.51 is the source of this 1857-nucleotide messenger RNA. RefSeq lists its product as uncharacterized. The transcript is spliced from 6 exons. Lineage: Eukaryota; Fungi; Ascomycota; Sordariomycetes; Sordariales; Chaetomiaceae. The coding region runs from base 1 to 1857 and encodes 618 amino acids. Gene Ontology annotation, molecular function: copper ion binding; oxidoreductase activity. The record is from RefSeq and is a predicted model, not a curated record.